Lathyrus oleraceus (garden pea) is the source of this 677-nucleotide messenger RNA. RefSeq names its product dormancy-associated protein 2-like. The transcript is spliced from 2 exons. The record is from RefSeq and is a predicted model, not a curated record. The coding region runs from base 62 to 433 and encodes 123 amino acids. NCBI's taxonomy places the organism in Eukaryota, Viridiplantae, Streptophyta, Magnoliopsida, Fabales, Fabaceae.
ACUAUUUUUCUCAUCCUUCACUACCAAAUAUCACAUUUCAAUUCAUCUUGAGUUCAGUACAAUGGAUUCCAAAAACGUUUUCCUCAUCCUUGGUCUAUUGGCCAUGGUUCUUGUUAUUUCCUCCGAGGUUUCAGCUAGAGAAUUAGCUGAGACUUCCACUAAUGCCAAAGAGGAAGUUGUUGAAAAGUCCAAUGAAGUAAAUGAUGCCAAAUAUUACGGUGGAGGUUAUGGUCAUGGCUAUGGUCAUGGAUAUGGAGGCUACGGUCAUGGAGGCUACGGUCAUGGUGGUGGUGGUGGUUACGGUCAUGGCGGUGGUGGUGGUUACGGUCAUGGUGGCGGUGGUGGAGGCUACAGUCAUGGUGGAGGCUAUGGUCACGGUGGUGGUGGUUACGGUCAUGGUGGCGGUGGUGGUGUUUCCAACAACGGUAACUGAUUAUAUCAUCAUGCAUGGACAUUCUAAGUGUAAUAAGCUUCAUGAAUAAAUAACGUUAGGGUUCAACAAAAGAGGUAUAGAUAGACAGACAUGAAGCUUUUGUGGUUAUCUAUCUUGUCAUAAGAUGUUUUAUAACUCUGUUAAUCGGUGUCUAACUUACAUUAUCACUAUGUAUGUGGUAAUGAGUUCGAUUUCGAGUUGAAAUGAUCAAUGUGUUAUAUAUCAAAUUUUAUUGUUCUUGUUA